AUGGUGGCAUGGGGUUGGCGGGGCAGGCUGGUGUCCCGGGGAGCGCUGCUCGCACUCUGCCACAGUGACUUCACUUCCUGGCGGGUCGAGGCCGGCGAGGAAGGGAAUGGCCUGUGCUGGUACAACAGUGACAGGACCUACCUUCGCUGCUGCAUUGGUGAAGAUCCUGACUGCUGGCAGGGAAUUUGGAUUACCAGGGAGCUGUGCUGCUAUUCCUUGACAGAGCAAUCACAGAGAUGUUUCGACUCGAUUGAGGAGAAAGUCGAGGCCAAGAUAAAAGCUCUGCGAGAUUUCCAAGCACAGGCCGAGGACGCAGAACUUGAUGAUCAGGUCCAGGCCUUGCGAGUGCACAUGCUACCAUACGAAGCGAUGCUGGCCCAGCCCAUGGGGAUGUGGUCUUUCGCCUGCAGCGUUCCAGACUCUCCCCUUUUGUGGAGCCGUUUCUGCGACUGCUGCGAUCCUGCUGAAAGCCAGUGUGAGGAAGAUGGAGGCCGCCCAAGCGAGGAAGACAUCCGGUUGCAACAUGCUAGAUGCUGCUUCCCUGUCUAUGCACGCAAGACCUUGAGUGUUAUUGCUGAAGUUGACCAAAUUAUUGAUGGAGACUUGCAGUCACUGCGACCGGAGCCAGAAAUCGUUCGAAUAGAUGGACCAAAGCUUUUCUGGAACAUGGGUGGCACUCAACUUGCCAGAGGUUGUGUGAUUUCGGUCCAUCAGAACACAACGGUCUCAUCAUGUGCCGAGAGCCAUGCCUGUCGUGAUUUUGACUGCUCAUAUCUUCGUGCAGUUCUGAUGGCUUUGCAGGUCAUACAAGCCAUCAAUCCACUUCCUGCCUUGGCCUUCGUCUUGAAUGCUGGUGACGAGACAGUUGAAAACACCCUAUCCGAGGCUCCAGUCUUCACUCGCACCGGAACUCGCUGGACAAAUACCUUGGCACUACCCUUCGAGUGGCAAAUGCACCCGGGGCAGUGUGGUAAAAAGCUGAAGGAGGGGAUGCUGGCUUUGGAACGGAGCAGGUGGGAGGAUCGCAGAUCUGUCCUAAUCUGGAGGGGCACUCACUCAAACUUGUGGGUUCCGGAUUGCAAGGCUGCGCACGCAGCAAGAGACGAUGCGAUGAUGGAGAGGUGUGUGGUUUUGCCGCCUGGCAAACUGCGGGAAGGUGUCUGGAAUUUCAGCACAUGGCUCCAGCUACCGCGUGGGCGCUUGCUUUGGCUUAGCAGGUUCGUACCCUUCAUCGAUGCAAAGUUCGUGGAGAGCACAACGCUGCCGCCUAUGGCUCUCGACCUUGAGCGCUUUUUGAAGGAUGAAGGGCUCUUUGCUCCCAGGCUUUCUGCUGAGGAUUUUGAGCUAUACAAGUAUCAGAUUGCUUUGGAGGGAAACAGUGCAACUGACCGCUUGGCAUGGCAGCUUUUCAUGGGAUCUGUCGUCCUUAUCCCAGACCAGCCGUGGCAAGUGAUGGGACCUCUGAGAAUGUUGCAGCCAUGGGUUCACUUCGUCCCACUGUCGUGA
Molecule: messenger RNA, 1506 nt
Organism: Symbiodinium sp. CCMP2592
Lineage: Eukaryota; Dinophyceae; Suessiales; Symbiodiniaceae
Source: the annotation of a GenBank genome assembly